AUGGGUCGCGCACCAACAAGUGGUAACUGCCACACGUGUCGCAUGCGUCGCGUCAAGUGCGACCGCGCACGUCCAGCAUGCGAACGAUGCAUCAAGGCUGGCUUUGAGUGCAAGGGAUACGAGACAGUUUUGCGGAUGCAAAGUCAUUCUUUUGUAGCCGACGCCCAGACUGGUACCGUCAAGUUCAGUACGAUCCAGACGGUAUCAUCAUUUCCAGAAGCCAAACCAGGCGAGACUCCCUUGUAUUGUCCCAAGGGCAAGCGACAACAGCAGCAGCAGCAGAAACAACAACCACAGCAGCAACAACAACAACAACAGCUUGUUCGCGCCAACAAGGUUGCUGCACGUCGAACUCAGUCUCCUUCACCUAAAAGUGCGUCUUCUGCCAGUCGUUCUCGUAGCAGUGGCAACGAUACCGGCUCCGAUGGAGGAUCCAACUCGGGCACAGCAAGGUCCAGCCCACCUCCGGAACUGUCUCUGGAGGGCUUUGUUGACGAGAUAACCUUUUCUUACUUUUUUCAUUCAUAUGGCUGGAUCAACAUGCACAGUAUUAUGUUGCAGGACUCAAGGGUACGAGAUACUCUCCUCGAGGGUAUGGGACACGAUAGCCUGCGGGCCUUAGCCUACGGUGUCAUGGGCAAAGACCAGCACAUCGGUAGUCUGCAGUCGAAAGGGGCACGUCUGUACGGAACCGCCCUUGGGAAGCUACGCAAGAAGAUGUCGUCGCAGAGCAAAGACGAGCUCGCGGCAUUGAUCAAGCCUAUUGCAAUCAUGGGCUCAUAUUUGAUCACAGUAGAAAACGAUCUACGGUUCACACAUCACCGUGGACUGUCGCGCAUCUUGGAGUACUGUGGACCAGAGUAUUUCCAGUCGGCCAGCUUGCUACCUGUCUUUGAUUCUUGCCGCUUGACCAUGAUUUCCAAUUCAAUUGUCCGGCGCACUCCAACGUUUCUUUCCCAGGACAAAUGGAAGACUAUACCAUGGGAGAAGGCACCGCACCUGAAGACUUGGUCAAGUAGGCUACUUGACAUCAUGGCAGACAUCCCCGAGCUAAUCUCCGGAGUCCUUGGUGUUAUGGGUGCUCGUAUAAUGUGGCAGAACAGCAAUUUCUCACCGGUGUAUGCGGAGGACCCCAACGAGGUUCCACGAUUGCAGGGCAAGGUCCAUGACCUAAAACUCAACUUGGCAAACUGGCUCCAAAAUUGGACCGAAUCGCAUCCUACGGCGCACAAAGUUAUGGAAUGGGCUUUCAACCGGGCGGCCCAUGACGAAUACCGUCCCGGAUUCGAAGGUUAUUCGGGUCCAGACGUCUACGACUAUUCAGUUUUGUUACCUCCAUCUCCUCCCCCGUUCUUGGAGCCAACAGAGGAGACGUUCAUCUUGAUGCAGGAAGUAUCGUUAUACACGACUGUGCUUAUAUGGACUGGCCGCCUGACAAAAUACCUGGCUGGAGCAAGCAUCGGCCACGACAACAUCAACUUUUAUAACACACCCUUCAGCACCACCUGCACCUGCUGCACGUCUCGACUGAAGAAUUUGUGCGACACGGUUCCCGACUCACAUGCAGACGUCCUCCAGGUAACGGUUGCACCAGAUCCGGAAAUGCAGUGGAACUUCAACGCAGCAAGAAUCGCCAUCGCGCCCAUCAAAGUCUCGCAUAGCCACGAGAAGCCACAACCGGUACCAGACUUUUGUUGGGCUGCGGAAAAAUACGCAUCAGACUCUGCUGAGAUGGAGAGGCUCAGGCAACAGAAGGAGCAAGAAGAGGAGAGGAAGAAAGCCCAGAACGCCCGGGCAAAGGAGGUCAAGUCUUUCAACCGUCCUCUGCCUGUGUUGUCGUCACCAAAUGGCGAGCUCAAGACACCACCAUUGUCGAGCCCAGUCGAGUCGAAACACAACAUCAAAUCCGGCAGUCCAGGAAUCACUGACAACCUGCCUACGCCGCCACAGUCGGCCGUCUUCAACGACAGCUCCUUCACCCCACCGCAGUCGGCCAAGUCGGCCAAGCCGCCCAUGCUACUGCCCGCCGACGUGCGCUUCUCGAGUCAGCUACGCGUGCUGGACUGGCUGACGGAUCACCUGCCCGCUAGCCGACCGCACGUCCUGGCGACGCUGGCCUCAAUCGGGCUGGGACACUGUGGUCACGACGUGCGGCCCAUCGACGGUCUUCCAGAGGUGGGCAGCGUCGUGAGGAGGGUCUUGCACUCGACUCAGUUUGAGGGUUCUGAGAACGUUCUACUCAAGAGAUAUCGCUAAGCCUAUGUUGUCAAUGAGACGGUAUAGUUGUAUGAUUUUUUUUUUUUUUUUUUUGGAUAACAUUUUCGGAU
This is a messenger RNA of Pyricularia grisea, 2327 nucleotides long. RefSeq lists its product as uncharacterized. Gene Ontology annotation, biological process: regulation of DNA-templated transcription. Gene Ontology annotation, molecular function: DNA-binding transcription factor activity, RNA polymerase II-specific; zinc ion binding. The transcript has 3 exons. NCBI's taxonomy places the organism in Eukaryota, Fungi, Ascomycota, Sordariomycetes, Magnaporthales, Pyriculariaceae. Bases 1 to 2256 code for a protein of 751 amino acids. The record is from RefSeq and is a predicted model, not a curated record.